Prunus armeniaca (apricot) is the source of this 750-nucleotide messenger RNA. The record is from the annotation of a GenBank genome assembly. NCBI's taxonomy places the organism in Eukaryota, Viridiplantae, Streptophyta, Magnoliopsida, Rosales, Rosaceae.
AUGCCAGGAUUAGAUAGGGAAUUGGUAGAACACAGGCUGCCAAUCAAAGAGGGAUACCUUCCAGUCAAACAGGCCAGAAGAAGGAUGUCCAUGGACACAGAACUGAAAGUCAAAGAAGAAAUAGAAAGGCUGCUCAAGGCAGGAUUCAUCAGGCCUGCCAUCUAUGCUGAUUGGCUAGCUAAUAUUGUACCAGUUCUAAAAAGGAAAACUGGGGCAGUCAGAAUCUGCGUGGAUUACAGAAACCUGAAUGAAGCCUCUCCCAAGGAUGAGUACCCUAUGCCAAUGGCAGACAUGCUAGUAGAUGGAGCUGCCCACAACCAGAUGCUAUCUUUUAUGGAUGGCAACGCAGGUUACAAUCAGAUCAUGAUGGCAGAAGAAGACAUCCACAAGACAGCCUUCAUGUGUCCAGGGCAUAUAGGUGCUUUUGAAUACACUGUAAUGCCUUUUGGCUUGAGAAAUGCAGGGGCUACCUAUCAAAGGGCAAUGAAUUCUGUUUUCCACGAUAUGAUAGGACAUUCCUUGGAAGUUUAUAUUGAUGAUGUGGUGAUUAAAUCACCAGAGGAGGGAAACCACAUGACAAAUCUAAGAAGAGCAUUCCUAAGAAUGAGGCAACAUAAACUGAAAAUGAACCCAAAGAAGUGCGUUUUUGGAGUUCAAGCGGGAAAUUUCCUAGGAUUCUUGGUCCACCAAAGAGGCAUAGAGAUCGACAAAAACAAAAGCAAAAUCCAUCAUAGAAGCUUUGCCGCCUAG